UUGGGAACAAACGGGUUUCUCUUACUCCAUCUUCGAUUCAACCGUCCUCUGAGGAAACACGCCAGCUGCUCACUCCUGUAGGCGCUGACAGCAUUAACGCAGCAUUCCGUCUACUUUAGCCGUAUCCGUUGCUUAGAAGCUGAGCUCGACGCGUGGUUGGACGUACCAUGUCAGACAUAGGAAUCGUCAACGAAACGUCCAUCUUGGGCGGAAACAGUACAGGGAAUGGCACGGUGUUCGGACUGCCGCUGAACCUGGUCGAGACGGAGCGCGGGUGGUGCUUGUUUGUGUCGUUCGUGUGCGCGUUGGUCGCGUCGGGGCUGACGCUGUGCAACAUGUAUCUCCACCUUCGCGCGUACACUCGACCGAACCUGCAGCGCUACAUCCUUCGUAUCUUGAUCAUCGUGCCGUUCUACGCGAUCGGGUCGUUCCUGUCGUUCUGGCUCGUGCACCAAGCCAUCUACUUCAACAUCCUCCGCGACAUCUACGAGUCGUUCGUUGUGUACAGCUUUUUGGAGCUCGUGCUGUCGUUUGCCGGCGGCGAGUCGACUUGCGUGUCCAAGAUGGUAGGGGAGAAGGAGCUGGACCAUCCGUUCCCGUGCAACUUCUGCUUUCCGCCGAUGGCGCGGGAUGGCCGCCUCCUUCGUGCGUGCAAGAAGGCCACGAUCCAGUUCGUGUUAAUCAAGCCCAGCAUAGCGCUGCUAUCGCUGUUCAUGCUCGCCAUCGACGCGUACAACUCGACGGGGUACCAGUGGUUCCUCUGGGUUGUGUACAACGGCAGCUACUCGAUCGCGUUGUACGGGUUGCUGGUCUUCUACCUCGCGACCAAGCACAUCUUGGCGCCGUUUUCACCCGUGCUCAAGUUCUUUGCCGUCAAGAGCGUCAUCUUCAUGACGUUUUGGCAGUCGCUGAUGAUCUCUAGCUGCCCCGACAUUACCGUCGAGCAAGCAUUCGCAUGGAAUGACUUUGUCUUAUCCGUGGAAAUGGUGCCCGUGGCCAUUCUGUACAUGAUUUCGUUUGGCGCGCGGCAGUUUCAAGUGUCCCAUCAUCAUCGGGGGGCGGCGGGGGACGGCGACGGAAAGCUGCCAUUGCCGUCCCCCCCUCAUCCCCCCGGCAGCACCCGCAGCGACGACGCCGCCGCCGCCGACGACGACGUCAACGACGAGGACAAUGGGACCCCCCACGCCGCCGGCGAAGUCGUGCGCCACAUGAAGGAAGUGCUGAAUGUCAAGGACAUCGUCGCAGAUGCGUUCCAUAACUUUAGCUCGUCGUACCAGGACUACAUGCUGCAGCGCGCGGACGACGACGACGACGACCUAGAAAAGGGCGGCGACGUCUCGAGCAGUUCGAUUCUCGAUGCGCCGACGCCGACGCCGGACGACGAGAUGGAGGCGGUGGCGGCAGCAGCGAUUCCCGCCCCCGACCACCCCCACGAAGACGAGUACGAGGCGCCGCCAAUCGAAACCUGCGCGGUGGAAGUGGUAGCAGUCGAAACCGUAUCGCAGACGACCCCCCUGUCGCCUGUAUCGUCAUCAUCCUUGUCUGGACUUGCCAUGCGAAAAGCCAGCACAGGAAGCAACAGCACUAGUAGUAGUCAGAGGCGGAGCAGCUGCGACGUGGACUCGCCGCCCCUGCGACAGGAGGCGAUUGCGAUGCCGUUCUCCAUGUCGGACGACGACGAGGACGAGACCCUGCUCGUGUCCCCUCGGAGAAAACAAAGCGACAAGGCGAGUUUGCUCAAGUAGCCAUCAUGAUAGGAAAGUAAUAUAUUAAUAGCAAGAACAAUAGGGUAGGGUUGGUUGGCCAUAUGCGAUGAUGUUGCCAAGAUUGGGACGCAUAUGCUCCCAUGAGGAAUCCAUGUACGGUGUCGCAUGGAGUUCCAAGGUGAGGGGGGUCGCAAAUGCGACAACGC
This is a messenger RNA of Aphanomyces astaci, 1912 nucleotides long. RefSeq lists its product as hypothetical. The coding region runs from base 168 to 1745 and encodes 525 amino acids. The record is from RefSeq and is a predicted model, not a curated record. Gene Ontology annotation, biological process: transport. The transcript has 2 exons. Gene Ontology annotation, molecular function: transporter activity. NCBI's taxonomy places the organism in Eukaryota, Oomycota, Saprolegniomycetes, Saprolegniales, Verrucalvaceae.